AUCAGCACAGUUUGUUAACAGUCCUAGUCGAUUCUAGGAGGUUUCAACUAAUUCCGAUCGUAAAACUUAGUCUAACAGCUAACCUAUAUCCCGAGUGUUAGAGUGUUUCCAUAAGAGUGUCGUGUGUUGUGUCCUUGCCAUAAAUAUAAUUUCAAAACAAUCUAUUUACCUUCCUGCAAAAACAAUAAAAGGAAUAUCACAAUGAAACCAUUCAUCAUUUUGGCUGCGUUCUUGGUGUCAACAUGCUCAGCUUCGAUAUAUGGUGCCCUCUCAACUCAAUAUCACACCCAAGAUAAACUUGGUCAAUAUUCAUAUGGCUAUGCGGAUCCAAACUCACAAAAAAAUGAAGUCCGCUUACAUGAUGGUGUGACACGUGGAUCGUAUUCGUAUGUGGAUGCUAAUGGUCAUGUGCAAUCGGUGUCAUAUGUUGCAGAUCCUCAUAAUGGAUUUAAUGCUGUUGGAACAAAUUUCCCCAAAGGACCAGCACCCGGACCAAUUGCCCAUGCAGCUCCAUUGGCUUAUGCCGUUCCAGCUCAUGCUGCUCCCGUUGCGCUACACAAUGGCGUGCCAAUCGAUACUCCUGAAGUUCAAUUGGCUAAAGCAGCUCAUUUCGCUGCUCACGCUGCAGCACGUUCCGGCCAUCACCUCUACAAAAGAUCUCUGUACCCCGGACCAUGGGCAUACGCUCCACAACACGUGCCAGUGAUCGUCAAUGGUGUCCCUGUAGAAACCCCCGAAGUUCAACAUGCUAAGGCUGCCCAUUAUGCCGCUCAUGCCGAGGCUCGUGGUCAUUUACCUUCAAAUGGAGCUCCAAUUGAUACUCCUGAGGUUCAACAUGCUAAGGCUGCUCACUAUGCCGCUCACAGUGCAGCCCGCGCUGGAAUCCCAGUUGUGCCACAAUCGUACCACGUGCCAAUCAUCCACAAUGGUGUUCCUGUAGACACACCCGAAGUCCAACACGCUCGAUCUGCCCAUUAUGCUGCUCUAGCUGAGGCAUCUGCCCGUGCUGGAAGUGGACCGGCUCCUCACUAUGCUCCCACCUACAACCACGGACCAAUCCACAUCCCUGUGAUUCAAAAUGGAGUACCUGUUGACACACCUGAAGUACAACAUGCUAGAGCCGCUCACCUUAAUGCAUUGGCUGCUGCCAGCCAUGGAAGCGCCCCAGCUGGAUACGCUGAAGAUGACGGACAGUACCGCGAACAUUACAAUCAAUGGUAACAAUAGCGACAACCUGCAAACACCUUAUUCUCAUCUCACCACCCACUGCCACAGCAGGAGAGGACCACUAACAAGGGUCUUGCCUGGAUAAAUAACCUAAUAGAUGCAUCCUCUUUAUCCCUCCUCUGAUGCCAAUCAAAACGUAAUCUUCUAUCAAUCAAUCAUAAUCACACUCAAAUCAUUAACGAUAUAUGACUUAUGAAAAGCCCGAGCAUUUAACCCCUGCGUAUGAAUGCAACGGUAUCGAAUUUAAUUAAUAUAAAAAAUAUAUCUUAGUCAAUACAGGCUACAAACACAGGCACUCACAUGUACAUACCAAUAUAAUUUUACAAAUGUAAACGUCUUUUAUUUUUAUUAUUUUUAUUAUUACAAAGCAAAUGAAAUAAAAAAAUCAUACAAAAUAAUACAAAAAAAUUUAAAAUUA
Messenger RNA from Eupeodes corollae, 1645 nucleotides. RefSeq names its product pupal cuticle protein (gene Cpr92F). Gene Ontology annotation, cellular component: chitin-based extracellular matrix. Gene Ontology annotation, molecular function: structural constituent of chitin-based larval cuticle. The transcript is spliced from 2 exons. Lineage: Eukaryota; Metazoa; Arthropoda; Insecta; Diptera; Syrphidae. Bases 202 to 1221 code for a protein of 339 amino acids. The record is from RefSeq and is a predicted model, not a curated record.